Nyctereutes procyonoides (raccoon dog) is the source of this 5488-nucleotide messenger RNA. It is a transcript of the gene KBTBD11, whose product is annotated as kelch repeat and BTB domain containing 11. The record is from RefSeq and is a predicted model, not a curated record. The transcript has 2 exons. Lineage: Eukaryota; Metazoa; Chordata; Mammalia; Carnivora; Canidae. Gene Ontology annotation, molecular function: protein binding. The coding region runs from base 262 to 2187 and encodes 641 amino acids.
GGAGCAUCGGGGGAGCCUCGGGGACCCCCGGGACGCGGCCUGGACGCCUGGAGGCGAGGCCCACGGACCCCGAGUCCGAGGCUGGCGGGGGUGCGCGCCCGGCGCACAGGCCCCUCGUCGCGGGAGCCUCGGGACUGUGCACCCAGAAGCGGAGCCCGGGAGCCUGGCCCAGGGCCCGCGGGGCCUUGAGGCGCGCGGGGCAGGGCCGGUGAUGCUGGGCUGCUGAGCGGGCGGGGCGGCGGCGGCCAGAGCGAGGCGCCCAUGGAGCCCCCGCUCCCGGGGCGCGGGCCCGAGGCCGGGGGCGCGGGGGCGCAGGGGGCGCGCGGCCAGCCCGGGGUCCGGGGCGGCGUCCCCGCGGCUCCCGGAGAGGACGCGCAGACACCCUGCAGCCUCGGCGCGUCGCUGUGCUUCAGCUCCGGGGACGGCUCCCCGCCGCAGUGUCGCGCCGCCGCCGCGGGGGGCGCAGCGUCCUCCCCGCCCUCGCGUCGUAGCGGCCCGCGGGUGGUGGAGCGGCAGGGCGAGGUCGGCGGCGCGGGCGCCGCGGCGCCCGGGGACCCCGAGGAGUGCGUGUCCCCGGCGGAGCGCGCGUCCCCGGAGGAGCGCCUGUCGCCCGGGGAGCCCGCGUCCCUGGAGGAGCCCGCGUCCACCGAGGAGCGCGCAUCCCCGGAGGAGCUGGAGGAGGCGGAGGAGCCCGGGGACCUGGCGCCCGUGGCCCCCGGCGUCGGGCCCGUGCACGGGGAGCCCGACCUGGUCAUCGAGGUGUCGGGCCGCCGGCUGCGGGCGCACAAGGCGGUGCUGGCGGCGCGCAGCGACUACUUCCGCGCGCGGGCGUCGCGGGACGUGCUGCGGGUGCAGGGCGUGGGCUGGGCGGCGCUGCGGCUGCUGCUGGCCUACGCGUACAGCGGGCGCCUGGCGGGCGUGCGGCCCGACAACGUGGCCGAGGUGGCGGCGGGCGCGCGCCGCCUGCAGCUGCCGUGCGCCGCGCAGCGCGCCGCCGAGGCCGUGGCGCCGCAGCUGAGCCUGGCCAACUGCUACGAGGUGCUGAGCGCGGCCAAGCGGCAGCGGCUGGCCGAGCUGCGCGACGCCGCCUACCGCUUCAUGAGCGACCACUACCUGGACGUGCUGCGCGAGCCCGGCGUGUUCGGGCGCCUGUCGGGGGCCGAGCGCGACCUGCUGCUGCGCCGCCGCCUGCGCGCGGGCCGGGCCCAGCUGCUGGCCGCGGCGCUGGCGCUCGGGCCGGCGGGGGCCGCGGGGGCCGCGGGGGGCGCGGGGGCCGCGGGGGGCGCGGGCGCGCGCGCCGUGUUCUGGCUGCACGAGGCGGCGGGCGAGUGGCGCGAGCUGACGCGGCUGCCCGAGGGCGCGGCGGCGCGGGGCUGCGGGCUGUGCGUGCUGCACAACUACCUCUUCGUGGCGGGCGGCGUGGGCGCGGCGGGGCCGGACGGGCGCGCGCGGGCCUCGGACCGCGUCUUCUGCUACAACCCGGCCACGGGGCUCUGGAGCGCCGUGCGCCCGCUGCGCCAGGCGCGCUCGCAGCUGCAGCUGCUGGCCCUGGACGGACACCUGUACGCCGUGGGCGGCGAGUGCCUGCGCAGCGUGGAGCGCUACGACCCGCGCGCCGACCGCUGGGCCGCCGUGGCCCCGCUGCCGCGCGGAGCCUUCGCCGUGGCGCACGAGGCGGCCGCGUGCAACGGCGACAUCUACGUGUCCGGGGGCUCGCUGUCCGGCCGCCUGCUCAAGUACGACCCGCGGCGCGACGAGUGGCAGGAGUGCCCGAGCAGCAGCAGCCGCGAGCGCGCGCUGGGCAUGGUGGCCCUGGGCGGCUCCGUCUACCGCUUCGACCAGGGCGCGGCGCGCGGAGACCCGCAGGCGGCCGGGGCGGUGACCGUGCUGCGCUACCACUGCCUGGCCAAGCGCUGGAGCCGCUGCGCCGCGCACCCGCCGGGCCUGCCGCCCUUCCGCUGCGCCGCGCUCGGCCGCGCCAUCUACUGCGUGGGCCGCGGGGGCACCUGGCGCUUCGUGCCCCCGCAGGACGGCGAGGGCGAGGGCGAGGGCCAGGGCGCGGGCCGGGGCGCCACCUUCGAGCCCGCGCCGCUCCGCGCCCCCCUGGACGCCCGGGGCGCGCUCGUCCCCUUCGUGCUGCACCUGCCGGAGGAGAGGCCAGACAGGGGCGAGGAUGGCGCGGCCUAGGGGGGCGGCGGGGGGAGCCCUGGGCACCUCCCCGGGGGCGCCCCGGGCCGGGACGGAGGCCUGCGGUGGGCGCUGUCCACCGGGCCACCUGGAGCUGGAAGCUCGUGCGCGCGCGCGGGGAUUGUUGCAACGCCCUCGUGCCGAAGGUCAGCUGCCCUAACCUGCCCUCCCUGCAGCCCCGCUUUGCUUAGCCCGGUCCGCGGCGUCCAAUGUCAACGUCUGUGCAAAUAGGUGAGCUGCAAAGAGGACACGAGGCGGGCAUCUGGCGCAGCAGGAGAAGCAAUUGGAGCAUCAAGCCUCAGGACACAGGGAAGGGGUGGGUUCCAGAGUGUGCCCACGGGGAGUCCGCAGCCCGCCCGACGUGUCAGUAGUUGUCCAGAGUGUGUCCCCGCCCGGACAGGGCCCCUUGCACCCAGCUCGCGGCCACCAGCACCGGGAGACCCCGAAGCAGGCCACGCACUGUGCGCUGGGGGUCUAGACUCCUAACCCGUAACCAGAGCUCCUCAGAUGUUCCUAACAUAGUCAUUUUGCACUCAAGUGUGGGUUGGGUGAGUCCCGGAUAGCCCAGCACAGUGCUGCAGAGUGGGCCUCCCACUCCUGAGGUGGGCCUCAGGAGCGGAGCCACCUCACCUGUCAACCCGCUCGGGUCACACGUCGUUAGGGAAGGGUGUUAGUGAUUAUGUCGGAUGUCGUGGGGAUGAUUUACUCCGGGGAGCCGAGCUUGAGUAGGAAACCCAUAGGUGCUCAGCUACCUUCAUGGUCUAUAACGAGCUCAAAGACACGAUUACCACCCCCCCACCACACCGCGGAAGAAGGUUAAAACCACUCCUGACGCUUCUAAAGACGAAGGUGUGGGCACAUUGGGAACCCACUGCGCACGACGUUCUUUCUUUUUUCUUUUUUUUUUUUUUUUUUGCUUACAACAUUCUGAGUACAUAUUAGGUGACCCUGACCAGGGAAAUGGAUUUUUACAAACGCGACUCCAAGAGGAUGUGGCGAAGGGACAAGGAGCAUAUUGACAUAAGGGGAAGUAACUAUUAUAACACAAUUGGCAAGGAAAGUACGUUUUUCUAAUUGAAUUCCAAAGCAGCCUAAUAGAAAUUAGCAGGAAACUCGCUACUUCGAGAGGACAAAGCACUAACAACAAAUCAAAUGAUUCUUCCUCAUCUGUUAUUAACAUUUUACUUUCCAAGUAGAUGUAGGCAGAGCUUACUAUCUACUACACAUUUCUGGCUAAAACACAUGCUCACAAAUAGAGGUGAACUGAUUUGGAUUCUGAAUCCAGUCGUUUUUUUUAUUAAAAUAGGAAAAGCGCGCGCUCAACGUCUGUGGUGCAGGGAGACGGAGUCCGGCACCCUUAGUGCUGUUCACUUCCUAACCCGGCGAGGGGGUGCUGACGUCCUGUAGUGUCGUGGGUUUUGGGAAAUACGCCCUGCUUUUUUGAGAGUCUGCGAUUAUGAAAGUCACCGGUUGAGUGUGUUUAGAAACGGCCAGCUCGCAUCUUCACGCGUGUGCCAGAGGAACGGAGUUCCCGAUUCCCGUUGGAGCACAUCCUGGCGACCGGCGUGUUGGGACGGCUCGCGAGCCGCGAAGAGACCCCGGCAGCCUGGCUCACCUCAUCGUCUUAGGAAAGAGGGACACACUUCCCACCGCCUGCCUUGGUCGGCCUUCUGCGGGAGUAGAAAGCAGAAAUGGCAGGAGAAAGAGGAAUUUACAGCAAAAGGGGACAAUGUCGUUUUAAGGAAAACGUACGCCUUGUAUUGCAGCACGUCUUCCUCUGGAAUAUUGUUAUAUUUGUGGCAAAGCUUUUAUAUGAGAUAGAACCAGGCUAAUAUUUUCAUCCCGUAAACCUCGAAUUCAUAAAAUACUAUCACUGUGAUUUUGCUUAAGAAAUCGUCCCUGUGAUGUUUGCCGUUUGAAAGCGAAGCGCGGUGCGGGUGGGCCUGCAGGGUAGAGCCGCCCGCCCGAGCUCAGGGAAGCGCCGGGGGGGCAGGUGCGCACAGCCUCGUGGCCCCGUGCCCAGCUGCACUGCCGUGUGCGGCGCGGGGUUUCAUGGAAAGAGGCCCGUCCUGGACAUGGCCUCACUGCCUGUGGGGCUGGCCUUGGGGUGCCGGGGGUCGCCCCAGCGAACACCCAGGGAGGCCGGGGAAAGCCAAAGGGUGAGUGGAAGGACAGGGAACAGUGUCUUAUUUCUAAAUAGGGGCACCUCAUGAAGACAAAUGCCAGGGGGCCUGCCAUGCCCUGGGGACCAACCCCUUUGGCGUUGGGGGCCAUUAUUUGGAGUUGUAGGCACAAGGUUUGCACCAGUUCCACGAGCAGAAAAGCCACCCCUCUGGGCUCGUGAUGUGGGGCGCAGCUUGGUGGCAGGCGGGGGGGGGGGUGAGGGGCAGGCCGUCCCGGCUGAGACUGGCCCCUGACGGCUGGCGUGCCAGGGACAGGCCUCUUCCUGCACGGGGUUCCGGGGGUGCGCCCAGCACUGCGAGGGAUGCCUUACUGUUGUUACUCACUUGUUACGUGUUUGCUGUAGACGUGUUCCCGAUGAGCGAUCUGUCAGAGGCAAAUGAGCCUACGGGGUGUAGGACGACCGUCCGUAAUUCUGGUGACAUUAACCCCGGCACGCGGACGCUUGCACUGACCUGAAGAGCAGCGGUGUUGUCCGGAGACCGCCUCUGUCAGCGGGGGGCCCACUCCGCUCCGCCCUCCGGGAUGUGCUGGAAACCCGGAGACGCUGCUCGGGGCACGUGUGUCUGAGGCUGUGCCCGAGCUCCCCGACUGUGUCCCACAGCCAAGGCGGUUUCAGGCCACAGCGCGCUGCACCCCUGCUCGGGCCGCGUGGACGCACAAGUGCUGUGUCGUGUUCGCGCUCGUUUUACUUGCUUUCCUAGCUUCGAAGGCGUCCGUUCUUGGGCAUUAAAAACACUCGCUGUUCUCGGUUUCCCGCCCCUCUGAGAUGGUGUCUGUGGGAAGGUGAGGGACCGCAAGCAGGGUGCCCGGGCUCCCGCGGCGCCCGCUUUCCUGUGGCUGCUCCCUGCCCCUGCCAGCGGGGCCCAGCCUCGCCCCCCCUGCACCCUGGGCUCAGGGCGGCCCGUGGGGAGCUGCGCUGCGGGCGGGUGCUCACUCUCCGGAGACCACAGCCCGCCAGGCGCUUGCAAGCUGUCAGUGGGCCGCAGCACCACGUCCAGGACAGACGUCGCCGCGCAUGCAGGGAGCGUGUUAGCGCUUCGGGUUUUCACACCCAGGCCCGGUUGCUGUGAACCCCUGUCCAUGUCCGCUUAUGCCGAGACGAAAUAAACCAUCGGAA